UCUUUGUGCACUCGCUAUGGUUUUAAGGUGAAUUAUUUGUCGCAUGUAAAGGACGGCGACAACAGAUCGUAUUAACGAGCUGCCACCGAGACAAAGCAGCUGCCAGCUGACACUAUAACGUAUGUGCCGUUUUAAUUUUGGGUUCGAUGCCAGUUCCACUUUCUGCAAACGAACAACGCGGUGUUUCCGUGGGGCGGUAGAGAUCCGUUGUCGAAUUGGGCGUAUGAGGAAGUUCUGACAGAGAGGGGUGGAAAAGGAAAAUAAAAAAACAACCUAGAAGUACGAAAAAGAAAUCAGAUUUGGACUGAAAAUGCCUCCAGUUACAGUCUGCAUCGUCGGAUCUGGAAACUGGGGUUCUGCAGUUUCCAAAAUCAUCGGACAGAAUGUGAAAAGAAACAACCGUUUUUCCCCAACGGUCAAAAUGUGGGUUUAUGAAGAAAUAAUUGAUGGAAAGAAGCUAACGGAGAUCAUUAAUACGCAACAUGAAAAUGUCAAAUAUCUCCCGGGUCACCAACUGCCCAAGAAUGUGGUGGCUGUUUCUGAUAUCGCAGAAGCUGUGAAAGGAGCAAAGGUCCUCGUCUUUGUGCUUCCACACCAGUUCAUCAGUAAGCUCUGUGAUCAGAUGAAGCCUCACAUCAUGGAGGGAGCCUUCGGGAUAUCACUUAUCAAAGGCAUCGAUGAAGGACCGGAUGGACUUAAGCUCAUCUCGCAAAUCAUCCGUGAUAAACUGGAGAUUGAGGUCAGCGUCCUAAUGGGGGCAAACAUUGCCAGAGAAGUGGCUGAAGAGAAGUUCUGUGAAACCACUAUUGGGGCAAAAAAUAAGGCACACGGCACUAUCUUCAAGGAGCUGCUUCAGACGGCCAACUUUCGUAUCACCGUUGUCUCGGAGAGUGACACAGUGGAGCUUUGUGGUGCUCUAAAGAAUAUCGUGGCAGUCGGCGCUGGGUUCUGCGAUGGCCUUGGCUUUGGCGACAACACCAAGGCAGCAGUGAUCCGUCUGGGUCUGAUGGAGAUGGUUGCCUUUGCUAGGAUGUUCUGCAAAAGUGAAGUCAACUCGGCCAUUUUCCUGGAAAGCUGCGGCGUGGCCGACCUCGUCACCAGCUGCUACGGUGGACGAAACCGCAAAGUUGCCGAGGCGUUUGUCAAAACGAAAAAGUCGAUUGCACAGCUGGAGGAAGAAAUGCUCAACGGCCAGAAGCUGCAGGGUCCACAGGCCGCCGCCAAGGUCUACCAAAUUCUCCAAAAGAAGGGCAUGUUGGAAUCGUUUCCAUUGUUUGUUGCUGUCCAUCAAAUCUGCUUCGAGGGGAAAGAAGUGAAAGAUUUCAUCACCUGUCUGCAGAACCACCCAGAACACAUGUAACAACCGGCCUUUUCAAUGGCAACACACUACCACUAGAGGGAGCACGAAAUUCAUUAAAGGCAAACGCACAACAAAUCAAGAAUCCAUUCUUGUAGCAUUAAAUAAGGAAACCUGUGUUAUCUUUUUAAUCAGAUAUUUGUUGAUCUGCGUCUGCUUUUAUAUUUCAUCAAAUGUAUGAUUUUAAUAUACUAUGCUUUUUUUUUUUAACCACAUUUGAUUGGAUGCAGAAACAUUAUUUUUCAUGUGUCAGGUACUAAUUUGCUUGUUUUUAAAGGCCACCGAAGUGGACCAAAGGAUUUGUUGUAAUUUUGUACUCGCAUAUAUAAAACCAGCAACAUUUCUGGCUUAUCUUUUACAACUUUAUAGCAUCUUUAAAAUCCAAAAGCUCAUUUCCAGUUUCUGAAAUUUUACUGUA
Messenger RNA from Thalassophryne amazonica, 1775 nucleotides. RefSeq names its product glycerol-3-phosphate dehydrogenase 1-like protein. Gene Ontology annotation, molecular function: glycerol-3-phosphate dehydrogenase [NAD(P)+] activity; protein homodimerization activity; NAD binding. Gene Ontology annotation, biological process: glycerol-3-phosphate catabolic process; carbohydrate metabolic process. The transcript is spliced from 8 exons. Bases 311 to 1360 code for a protein of 349 amino acids. Gene Ontology annotation, cellular component: glycerol-3-phosphate dehydrogenase (FAD) complex; cytosol. The record is from RefSeq and is a predicted model, not a curated record. Lineage: Eukaryota; Metazoa; Chordata; Actinopteri; Batrachoidiformes; Batrachoididae.